GGGGGAAAUGGAGGUGUUGCCACAGGAGGUAACGGUGGAACUAAUGGCAAUGGAGGUAGUGCUACUGCCUCUGGCGGUAAUGGCGGUGCUGGAGGAGGCAAUGGGGGACAUGGAGGUCAGGCCACAGGAGGUAAUGGCGGAGCUGGAGGCAAUGGAGGUAGUGCCACUGCCUCUGGCGGUAAUGGCGGUAAUGGAUUUGGAGGCAACUUUGGAGGUUAUAGGCCUUAUAGGCCUUACGGAAAAAGGACUAUUGAUACACCUUUGAAUGAUCCGGAUCCAGAUCCAUUUUUCUGGAUUUUUCACCAUCGCCAUGGGUAUGGGGGACGACGACCAGGCAAUGGAGGAGGAAAUGGGGGAAAUGGAGGUGUUGCCACAGGAGGAAAUGGUGGAGCUGGAGGCCAUGGAGGUAAUGCCAAUGCCUCUGGCGGUAAUGGCGGUGCUGGAGGAGGCAAUGGGGGACAUGGAGGUCAGGCCACAGGAGGUAAUGGCGGAGCUGGAGGCAAUGGAGGUAAUGCCAAUGCCUCUGGCGGUAAUGGCGGUAACGGAAAUGGUGGCCACAGAGGUUUUUGGUUUUCCGGAAAAAGGAAUAUUGAAACGGAGCGUUAUGAUGAGUGAAUCAAGGUGCGGAGGCAAGUUGCCAGAUUUUUCGUCAGAUGUGGAACUCGGCUCUUGAAGCUGCUGUAGUUUAUUCUAAUUUGAAAUAUUGUGGUUAGGGUGAAACCAGUGUCCUUUUAUAAGAUUACGGGGAUAAAUAACUGUAAAAGCAUUUUAAUGUAAUAAACGAAGUUAAAAGCA
Molecule: messenger RNA, 795 nt
Organism: Stylophora pistillata
Lineage: Eukaryota; Metazoa; Cnidaria; Anthozoa; Scleractinia; Pocilloporidae
Source: RefSeq, a predicted model, not a curated record